AUGGCUCCGGAAGAGGAGGCGAAAGGAAGAAAGGGACCCGCACGCACGGCACUCUCAUUUCUGACUGCAUUCAAACUGGACACAAACGCGGACAAGCGCAAGGUAUUAUAGUUUUACCCCCCGCACAUUUCUGGCAAUGUCGCUCUACCGAAAUCUCAAGUGCGGCAGAGCGCGAUGGUCAGAGAUUUCUCUGAAAUUUUCGAAUUUUCCGCCAAAAGUGCACUUGCAGGAGCCGGUGGCCGAUGAAGCGCUCUCGAAACUGGAGUUGCUGCGCGUCGACACUUCCGAAAUGGCGUCGUCGAAGGAGAACUCUCUGCUGACGCCUUCUGACGGCGCAAAAUCGCCGUCAAACGCGCUGAACAGGAAGAAAUUGAGCGUGCCGAAACUGGAAAAAACUAAAAGGUACGUGGUGCUCUCGUUUCGUCAAAUCCCCCUCGCAUUCAUACCGAAUUUGCCGUCUAUUGUCCGAUGUCCGUCCUCACGGAAUUUUUUUCCAUCUUUUUCUUUCAUCACCAGGUAGUCCUAAUCCUCAUCCGCUUAGCAAGUCAACUCAAGUAAACACACCCACACUAGGCCACAUUUCCGGCCGAGCGAUCGGCCUGUAGCAAUUUACAUAUGCACUCGGGCGGCCUACGUAAUCGGGGCCUUGUGGCCUAAUGGAUAAGGCGUCUGACUUCUAAUCAGAAGAUUGCAGGUUCGACCCCUGCCUGGGUCAAAAUUUUUCGUUUUUCUUAUUCUUCUGUCUUGUCAAGUCGUUUGUAGUCAAGUCGUUUGGAGUGCUAACACAUAUUUCCUGAUUGCAUUCAUCGCUAUCUUUGCGAGUCUCCAGUUGGAAGUCUCACGUAUUCUCGUGUACAUGAAUUAUGUAAAGUGUCGUCUUCUCGACUCAUACACGUCUUCUCGCUGACUUUCGUAAAGUAAAUGCGUUCUUUUUUCCGAAUAUUAUCCUAAUUUCCCUUUAGCUUUUUCCGUUUUUUUUUCAGCGACGACAUGGUAUUCGCCGAAAUCGAAGCGUUGACGGUGAUGGAGAACAAUCUGUUCUGCUCGUUGAGAAAGUAUGUUUGGCUUUUGUAAACUUAUAAUAGUUGGUCUCCUAGUUCCAUUAAUGACGUGGCCUUGUUCCGUAAAUAGACAAUAUCCUUCCGUGUUGCGAAAUGUGUCGCUCAAAAGGGUCCGUUGGGCGGUCGUGCCAGUUUCCAUAGAGCCUGAAGGUACCUCUCGGCAGCAAAACUCUCUCUUUUGCUUUUAUGUGCAUGGAGGGCAAAGUUCAAAGGGACCGCGAGCUAAAGAUAUUGUGAAUUUUUCAAAAACGGUUAGACUUGGAUUGUCGGAAAUCAUCUCCACAAAAACUAGACGAACAUAGGCCAUAGAAGUAAUGUAGACACUUGGAGCAACCUGACAACCUCUCACAGUCGCGGUAAAGUCGGAAAUGUCCAGAUUGCAUACAUCAAAGCCAUUCCCACGGUGACCCAAAUCAGAAUUCAUGUAACCAUUCCCGCAUUCCCGCAUAAAAACACGUUUGCAAGUCUCCAGCCUUCGCGAGUUUUUCGAGCAUAUCGGACCCUGUGCAAAGUAUCGCAAUGUCCACAGCAGCUAUCGUAGGCAAUGGGUGUAGAGCUUCGAGUUGUGCCUGAUAUUCUAGAGAUGGUUUUCAGAAUUGAGGCCCAAGAUCCCAAGCUUCAGACCGCUUAGAUUGGCUGCUUUGGAAAUGUAGAGGUUUGGGAGCGAAAAGCUUGAAUAGGUAUCCAGAUAAGAGGAUACGAUCGGUCUGAAAGUUCUGAUAACCUUAGACUCCACGGUCGAAAGUCCAGGCUCUUCCUAACCGAAACUAUCAGUCUACCAAAAACAAAUUCCCUGAAAGUCUACCCUUCUUUGCUUGUGAAUAACUUGUGUGCGCGUGCCGCCGUGAUUCGUAAAAACGCGCCGUCGUCCGCGUCUCAAUUUGUGGCUAUCGCCGGCCGUCGGCUCUCAUUUCUCAUUGCAUACGCUUGUUCCCAUGGCGAUGUGUGCUCAGCGACAGCGGAAAUAUCCGCCUCUCUCUCUCUCUCUCUCGCUCGUUUUGUCUCAAUUCUCAAUUCUCGAUUUGUAUUCAUUUCCAUCCUACAAACGUUUCGCAACUCGCUUUUGGGCCAAGUUUCAUUUUUUUUUCUCAAUUUCAUAGUCUAUGAAUCAUAAUCAUAGGCACAAAUACGUAUAAUUCUAGUUAUAAAAUAUGGUCUGGUAAACAAUUGCUAGACGGAAAUUGUAAUAGUAUUGUAUCAAUCUGAUUGUGAGCUCUCUCUCAUUCUCUUUACAUUCUGCCUAUUCUCACUAAAAAGUUAGUUGUUAAGCCGCAAUGGUACUGUUUAGAAACAACAUCGUAACUCAAGAAUGACGGGUUUUGGGAUAAAAUGAUCAACUACAAAGUUGUAAAGCACAAAAAUUACAACAACUUUUCUGUUGAUCACGUUUUGAAAUAACAACUGGAUCUCGAGAUAUAGGUGUUUUAGAGUUGGGCGACGGUCUGAUUUCAGUUCGACAAAACGUCGCUCGGAGGCGAUGGACAAGUACGAGCGCAUUUCAAAAUUGGGCGAGGGCUCCUAUGGAGUCGUCUACAAGUGUCGCAACAAGGAGAACGGACAGAUUGUGGCCAUCAAAAAGUUUGUGGAGACCGAAGACGACCCGCACAUCAAGAAGAUCGCGUUGAGGGAGAUCCGAAUGCUCAAGGUCUGUCCGUUUCUCUCUGUUUUCUGACGACCACUUGUUCGUUUCAGCAACUGAAGCAUCAGAACCUGGUGGGACUGAUCGAGGUGUUCAAACGGAAUCGAAAGUUGCACCUCGUGUUCGAACUCUGCGACAGGACUGUGCUCCAUGAGCUCGAGAAGAAUCCGAAUGGCGUUAGCGACGAUUUGACCAAAAAGAUUGUGUAUCAGCUUCUGGAGGCGCUGCGCUUCUGCCACAAUCACAAGUGCAUUCAUCGAGACGUGAAGCCGGAGAACAUCUUUUUGACGCGCAACGAUCAGGUCAAACUCGGCGAUUUCGGGUUCGCCAGAAUCAUAAGUUCGUCCGAUUCGCCCCCCAUCUAUGCCCAUUGUCCGAAUUGCAGACACGACUGAAAUGUACACAGACUACGUGGCGACGCGAUGGUACCGAAGUCCCGAGUUGCUCGUCGGCGACGUCCAGUACGGACCGCCCGUCGACAUCUGGGCGGUCGGGUGUGUGUACGCGGAACUGAUGACCGGCGAGGCGUUGUGGCCGGGCCGGAGCGACAUCGAUCAGUUGUAUCACAUCCGAAAGACGUUGGGCGAGUUCCUGCCGCGCCACGUCUCCAUCUUCCGCACCAAUCAAUUCUUUUUCGGGCUGUCGAUUCCGGAGCCCGAGCAGUUGGAGCCGCUUCCCUCGAAAUUGCCGAAUGCGAGCAGCGGACAGCUCGAUUUUUUAUAUGUAAGAUUAUGCUGCAAAUGCGCUAAAUUUCAUUUUUUUUUUUGUCAGAAAUGCUUCGAAAUGUCGCCGGAUCGUCGUUGGUCGUGCAGUGAGCUCAUGCAGCACGCCAUCUUCCAGGUUACCCCGGUUUUCACCAAUUUCUCACCGAUUUUUCAUGUUCAGAACUGGACUCUCCGAUUACGACUCGACGAUAGCACUCCGACGGGACCGUCUUCGAAAAGAGUAUGGUGUUGACAAGAUUUUUUCGAGAUCUUAAUGCUGCUGCUCUCUUAAAAUUCGAUAAUUUUCCAUUCAGAGUCCCAACUACCUGCCACUUUUGAACGGAAAUUCGACGAAUUUGGUGUCGAAGAACUUCAGUCUUCAGCCGUCGAACAACAACAACAACAACAACAACAACGCGAACGGCCUUAAUCGCAAUUAUCUGCCCACUAUUUCGUAA
Caenorhabditis sp. 36 PRJEB53466 is the source of this 3862-nucleotide messenger RNA. The record is from the annotation of a GenBank genome assembly. Lineage: Eukaryota; Metazoa; Nematoda; Chromadorea; Rhabditida; Rhabditidae.